Westerdykella ornata is the source of this 3081-nucleotide messenger RNA. RefSeq lists its product as uncharacterized. Lineage: Eukaryota; Fungi; Ascomycota; Dothideomycetes; Pleosporales; Sporormiaceae. The transcript has 2 exons. The coding region runs from base 1 to 3081 and encodes 1026 amino acids. The record is from RefSeq and is a predicted model, not a curated record.
AUGGCUGGGCCACGAAAACCCCCGCCGCGAGCAUCGCAGCAGCAGCGCAAUGCAAUCGUUGAGGAAGAACCAGCCAUGCGCACCCGUUAUGGCAGAGGAGUGAAAUCCACACCAACGAAGACUGAAGCCACUGCCAUUUCAAAGGCAAGCCCGACUCAAGCAAAUGGCUCCAUUGACGGAAAAAGGCGAAAACGUUACUUCUCACCCACCUUGUCGCCGCCCGAGACUCGUGGUCCUUAUGCGGAAUAUACAGCCCCUAACCUCAUCAUUCGUGGUCUCCCAACCCAAUUUCUACAAGAGCUUGCCGACAAGGAGACGCGAAACCAGAGGAAACAGCGUCUAUAUGCCGGCCAGUUCACCCAGUCCGACCUCGAAAACGACACUUCAUCUGACGAAAGCGAUGUCCCAACGCCUCCUCCUACUUCUGCCCGCGGUCGAGGUCGCGGUGGCGGUCGUGGUGGACGCCCCCGCGGCAGAGGACGAGGAAGGGGUCGUGGAACGGCACCAGCAGUCUCUCGUCAUUCAACCAGUAUCUCUCCUCUUCGCACACGCAAGCCUCGCGGUCGUCAGCCAAGCCAUCAUUCUGAAGAAGAGGAUGAUGGUGAAGAGAAAUCAGCCAAUCAGAGCGCAGAGAUGGAAGGCGCCAAGCCUUCGCCUCUUCCGAAUGAGGAUAUUCUCAUGAUGGAUGCGCCAGACAUCGAAGAGGAAGACAAGAACUGCGAGACUAAUCGAGAUGCACCACCGCAGUCGUUUACUCCCCCGGGCUCACCCCCAACAGGGUUGCCCUCCGGUAUCCAGGAGGACGUCCGUCAACCAGCACUCACUGUACCCACCAUCAAGGUCGCUCGGAAUUCGUCCUCACAGACACCUCAGAAUGGAACCUCGACUGAGGAGACCACGCCGGUCAUGGAACUCAUCGAUCCUGAGGAUGACGUUCUUUCCAACUCCGACUUCCCUGGGCCCUGGGUAGAAGACCAUGUUCCCCCAGCUACAGAGGCCGAGGCCGAAGACCGUGCAGACUUCCUCCUUAAAAGACGGUUUAAACCAUUGACCGAUGUCGAAACAAUCAUUUCUAGCCUGAACAAGUUUAAUCCCGCCCAGCGUAGCACUGAAAACCUGUAUCGGUUGGCCGAGAACACGCAACGAAUUCUCCUAGAAUGGCAGAACGAGUAUCUCCGCCUAGACAAAUUGGCCGCGCCGCACUUACAUCCGCCGAAGAAGCCUGCCCAUGGCGGACGUAUUCCCCUUGAUCCUCUCGUGUACGAAGACAUGAAAGAAGCGGAUCUGUAUGGUUACAUCUACGACGCCAGGAAAACUCCCGGCACCCAGGAUCCAUUCGCGCAACGCCCUGGCGCUCAGAAGACCGGUAAGCGCGAACUCCGUCAGAGACGCGGUCGUGAGAAUAUGGAAUCUGGUGCUCCCAGCGAAGAAGAGCAAGAGCCUGAAAACGAACCUACCGGACCUGGUAGACGACAGCGUCGAGCAACUCGCCGCUUUGAACCUACGGAGCAGAAUUCAGGUGCUACGACUCCGAAAAAGAAUACUAACGGCUGGGGCGGCGCUCGAAAGCGAGGCGUUAGCAAGUUCGCACCAGCAGCAUCGGAGACCCCUGAGCCGGAUGGCCGUCCUGCUAAGAGGGCAAAAGUCGCGCCCAAACCCCUUCCUCACCCUCGUAUACAGGAGAUGCGCGAGGAAUCGGUCGUUACCACUUCUGGCGACGAAGGUUCUCUUCAGACAGAAGCCCAAGAAAGACCGCCACCAGUUGUUGAGGAGCACCGGAAGCGCGGACGUCCUGCUGGCAGCAAGAAUACAGGCAGACGGAGCGACUAUGGUAUCAAAAAAGGACCUCGAAAGAAGAACGUGGAGACACCAGCUGCUCCUGCAGCGAUAGCACCAGCUCCCGUAGCAGGGUCUCCAGCUCCUCCAACGGUCUUGCAAUCUAUGAGAGAAGGCCAGAGCCAGUUUCCUCUUGAAACGCGUCCUUCUCCGCCGCCUCAACAGCAUCCUGUACCCCACGAGCGGCCGCACCCACCCGCCCAAGCCAUGGCGCAGCCGGUUGCAACGGUCUUUCAAGCGACUCCCCAACCAUUGGCUAGACCAGAUUCACAUAUGAAUGCCGCUUCCCCUAUGAGCAAUCCGCCGCCAGAUGCGUAUAUGCACACAGCGCCGCUCCAUCAGUACGUUCAGCCCUACGCCGAAGAGGCAACCCCUUCUCCCGUCUCAGUCGCAAAGGGAGUCAAAACGCGCGUGAAGAGCGAAAAGCGCAGCCAGUCCAUGACUAUCUGGUGGGCGGAACGUAAAGCGAGGCAGAAGGAGAUGGAAGCAGCCAACGCGGCCGCUGGCGGAGAGGCUGCCAGCCCCAAACCCGACGGCAGCGGCACUACGAGCAAGGGCAGCACCCCCAAGCCGCCCAGCAGACGUGGCAAGGCACCGCGAGCGGAACACCCUCUCCAACCCUAUCCUGAUCCCAACUUCAUGCAGCACGACCAGAUGGGCUAUCUCACUCCUCAUCCACCGCCUCCCCAUGGCCUCCCACAGUAUCCUAACCCGCACCUCCCGCCCAUGGACCAUCAGCACCAUCCUCAGCGCAUCCAACCCGGCCCUUCAGUACCUCCACACGCCCCACCGCCUCACCUAGUACAACUCCACACCAUCCCACAUCACCAACCCCUUCCUCAACCACCUCCCGGUCACGCCAUCGUCCUCCACCCGUCCCCUCUCGCUGCUCUACCGACCACCACCGGGCCUCCACCUCUCGCCCCCGCACCCCCUCCGCUCCAUCACUCCGCGCCGCAUACGCAGCAGAGGCAAAUGCCCGCUCUUGCACCCGCGCCAGGUCCGAUUCCCCAGCUCAAGAGCUAUCCUUCCCCGUAUGGAGCCAGAAGGGGCAAACCAGGCGCCAGCAAACAACCAGUAGCGCUUGCACCCGCGCCAUCACCGGCCGGCUUUGCCCCAAUGACAGGAGCGCCGGAAACCGGGAGAGAGAGGGAGAUGUCGUUCAAAGUCCUCGUUCCAGGACCACCGCCCUCGCAGGGCCCGCAGGGUGGUGGUGUGGCUGGUGAGGGAGGAAGUAGGGGAUAG